UAACCUCGAUUCGACAUGAAUAGUGAGCAGGUCACUCUGGUGGGUCAAGUGUUGGAGUCCUAUGUUUCAGAGUACCAUAGAAACGAUAUUCUCCUCAUCUUGAAAGAAAGAGAUGAAGAUGCUCACUACCCAGUUGUGGUUAAUGCCAUGACCCUUUUCGAGACCAACAUGGAAAUUGGAGAUUAUUUCACCGUGUUCCCCAACGAAGUACUAACUGUUUUUGACAGUGCACUUCGAAGGUCAGCCUUGGCAAUUCUGCAGUCCCUUCCUGAGCCUCAGGGCUUUUCUAUGAAGCAGAAUCUUCACGCCAGGAUAUCAGGUUUGCCUGUUUGUCCUGAACUGGUAAGGGAACACAUCCCUAAAACCAAGGAUGUGGGACACUUUUUAUCUGUCACUGGGACAGUGAUUCGAACGAGUCUGGUGAAGGUCCUGGAGUUCGAGCGGGACUACAUGUGUAACAAAUGCAAGCAUGUGUUUGUGGUGACGGCUGACUUCGAGCAGUAUUACGCCUUCUGCCGGCCAUCUUCGUGCCCAAGCUUAGAGAACUGUGAUUCCUCAAAAUUCACCUGCCUCUCAGAUUUAUCUUCACAUCCCGCCAGAUGUCGUGAUUACCAGGAAAUCAAAAUUCAGGAGCAGGCACAAAGGCUGGCUGUUGGAAGUAUCCCACGAUCUAUGAAGGUUAUUCUGGAAGAUGACCUAGUAGACAGUUGCAAAUCUGGAGAUGACCUCACCAUCUAUGGGGUGGUAAUGCAACGGUGGAAACCCUUUCAGCGAGAUGUACGCUGUGAAGUGGAGAUUGUCUUGAAAUCCAACUAUGUCCAAGUGAAUAAUGAGCAGUCCUCAGGGAUAGUCAUGGAUGAGGAUGCUCGAAAAGAAUUUGAAGAAUUCUGGGAAUACUAUAAGAGUGACCCCUUUGCAGGGAGGAAUGAAAUAUUGGCCAGCUUGUGUCCGCAAGUGUUCGGCAUGUAUGUAGUAAAGCUUGCCGUGGCCAUGGUACUGGCUGGCGGAACCCAAAGAACUGAUGCUGCAGGAACAAGGGUCAGAGGUGAAUCUCACCUUUUAUUGGUUGGGGAUCCUGGCACAGGGAAAUCGCAAUUCCUCAAAUAUGCAGCAAAGAUUACACCAAGGUCUGUUCUGACCACAGGAAUUGGAUCUACUAGUGCAGGGCUGACAGUAACAGCUGUAAAAGACUCAGGAGAAUGGAAUUUGGAGGCUGGGGCCUUGGUGCUUGCAGAUGCCGGCCUUUGCUGUAUUGACGAGUUUAACAGCCUCAAAGAGCAUGACAGAACCAGCAUCCAUGAAGCAAUGGAGCAACAAACCAUAAGUGUUGCCAAGGCUGGCCUUGUUUGUAAGCUGAACACAAGGACCACCAUCCUGGCAGCAACUAACCCCAAAGGCCAGUACGACCCCCAGGAGUCCGUGUCUGUGAACAUCGCCCUCGGCAGCCCACUCUUAAGUCGUUUUGACCUCAUCCUGGUUUUGCUCGACACUAGGAAUGAAGACUGGGAUCGUAUAAUUUCUUCCUUUAUCUUAGAAAAUAAAGGUUAUCCAAGUAAAUCAGAGAAUCUGUGGAGCAUGGAGAAGAUGAAAACCUACUUCUGCCUCAUUAGGAAUCUCCAGCCAACACUGUCUGACGGGAGCAAUCAAGUACUUCUCCGCUACUAUCAAAUGCAAAGGCAGAGUGAUUCCCGGAAUGCAGCGCGAACUACCAUCCGCCUGUUGGAAAGCUUGAUCCGAUUAGCAGAAGCGCAUGCUCGCCUGAUGUUUCGCAAUACCGUGACUCUGGAAGACGCUAUUACAGUGGUAUCAGUGAUGGAGUCCUCGAUGCAGGGAGGUGCGCUGCUAGGAGGUGUGAAUGCUCUUCACACCUCCUUCCCUGAAAGCCCACUGGCACAGUACCAGAGGCAGUGUGAACUUAUUCUGGAAAAGCUGGGACUCCAGAGCCUCUUGCAGGAAGAGCUUAGAAGACUUGAAAGGUUACAGAUUGACAGUGUACACCAAUGCCAGCCACAGUCACUAGAGGUAGAGGCAGUUCCAAGUUCCUUGGGAAAGGAUCCAAGGGACAAGCUAGGGCUCGAGACUGCAGCACAGCGGGGACAGAGCUGUAGCUGGCAUGACUCCUCCCCAGCUGUGAGUCCCACGGAAAGAACUAAUGGUGACUCCCCACCUGGUCCUGGACUUACUGACCACUCUUCUGAGCACAGAAGUGACAGACGUGAUGGUUUAGACUGGCUUGACCGCAUGGCAACUCCUGAGAUUGAACCAGAAAGCACUGUUGUGUCUCCUGAUAUGAAAACAACUGAGGAAAAUGUGGCUUUGAAAAUCUCCAACAGUAAAUCUCAGGGCAAGGAGAAAAAUUGGCCAGGGCAAAGGAGCAAAUUAUUAGAAGCUGGGCAUCUUCCACCAUCGGGAGCCACAGAUGCUCCCUUAAGGUCACACAGUGUCACGAAUACAAAGGCAGCACAGGCAGCAGUUGUGUCUGAACUGUCAGGACAGGAUGAGGAACUGGACUCUGGGCUGACUCGAGUGGCCCACAGACUCCCCCGGCUACCAAAGAAGGGGUCUCAGGGCUUGUGCACAAGUACAACCAGAGUGCGACCACUGCCACCCACAGCCCCCUUGACUCCGUCCAUUCCUUCUCCCGGACCAGAAAAAAUAACAGGGAUGCCCAAAACAAAGAGAAAGAAAGCUGCUCAGGUAGGAGAGCCUGAACUUGAAAGUGUUGAGACUACACAUGCUCCAGUGGCGAAGCUGGCCAGAUUCACAUUUAAACACAAGACAAAGCUGAUCCACCCCCCUGAGGGCCACAACCCUGUGCCUCCCAGUUCUCCAAAAACAGCAGUCGACGGUUCUAAAACCCCCCGGCAAAGUUCAAGAAGAGAAGCAGCUGUGCCUGUGGAAGGCCCAGGAAAGUUGACAUCUACCUCAGGAGGCAGAUGCUCCAGCCAGCUGCAGAGCAAGACAAAGGGGCUCUCAAGGCAGCCUCCAGAGAGUGAAGGACCAAGGGAGGAGCAGGAGCAGGGCCCUGAAAGACGGCUUGUUCAGCCCAAGCUGGAGCCUGGGAAGCAGCCUGGGCGGUCUCAUCUAGGCAGUGAGAAAGACAGAAAGGAAGGGGUUCCCUGCAGUAAUAGAGGCCGCAGGGUCCAUGCUGGCACGCUGGCCAGACUGGCAAACUUCUCCUUCACUUCCCCUCCAGAAUCCAAAUCAGAAUCCCUCCCUCCUGAGAGGAAGGACCUCGGGGACAGAAGCCGCAGCCCUCCUGCAGCCAAGGCUCUGCUGCUCAGCGGGCAAAGGCAGUCUUUUCAGCUGCAGCAGCCCUCUGAGCGAGCGAAUGUUUCCACACACUCCCUCUUUGCUCUGUCAGAACUGGAUGAUGAGGCAUUAGACUUUGACUGGGAUGAAGAGAUGAGAAAAAAGCCAUGAUUGUGGAAAGCUUUGUGG
Acomys russatus (golden spiny mouse) is the source of this 3441-nucleotide messenger RNA. RefSeq names its product minichromosome maintenance 9 homologous recombination repair factor (gene Mcm9). Gene Ontology annotation, biological process: double-strand break repair via homologous recombination. The transcript is spliced from 12 exons. Bases 16 to 3423 code for a protein of 1135 amino acids. NCBI's taxonomy places the organism in Eukaryota, Metazoa, Chordata, Mammalia, Rodentia, Muridae. The record is from RefSeq and is a predicted model, not a curated record. Gene Ontology annotation, molecular function: single-stranded DNA helicase activity; ATP binding; single-stranded DNA binding. Gene Ontology annotation, cellular component: nucleus; MCM complex.